Molecule: messenger RNA, 1832 nt
Organism: Centruroides sculpturatus (bark scorpion)
Lineage: Eukaryota; Metazoa; Arthropoda; Arachnida; Scorpiones; Buthidae
Exons: 3
Coding region: 48-1181 (377 amino acids)
Biological process (GO): neurogenesis
Cellular component (GO): cytosol
Source: RefSeq, a predicted model, not a curated record
UCUUCCCAGUCAACCGCGAGAGUUCAGUGCGGAAACGAGCCGAAGAAAUGACGGAUCCAGUGAUGCAGAGUCGGAUUUUUUCGAGUGAGAUACGAAUCCGAAACGAAAAAAACGAAGAAAUUAUUAUAUUAGAAGCUCAGUUAAAUACAAUCCUGAACAGGAAUUUGGAACUUCUCAUUACAUAUGUUGAAAAUUCGAAAGUACUGUUUAUGCCUUAUCCAAUCGAAACCAUCAGACAAUUCGUUACUUAUGUACAGACAAACGAUCCCGGAUUGACAUCUAUUAAACAAGCUUUCUAUCUGUAUCAUCUGAGUUUAAGAUACGAGUUAGACAAUUUAAUAAAGAAAUGCAAAUCAUUUAUCAUUCGGAAGAUAAAACUGGAUACCGUCUGUUCAAUUCAUGACUUUGCACGUGAGAUCGGUGAUCUGGUCAUAACUUAUUAUUGCUGGGUAGGUUUCAACAAACACGGAGGAAAACUAUUUGCAACAGACGACUUUAUGUGCUGUAAAAUUGCAACAAUUGAUAGACUGUUAUCUCGAGCGAUAUAUGAAUCUGUCAGUGAAUUGCAUUUAUUCCAAGCCGUGUAUCAGUGGAGCAUAGAAGAAGUUAAAAAAAUAAUGGGUGAAUAUCGCUUCCAUUCGUUGAAUGAAGAAUCGAAAAGGAAUGAAAUAAGAAAUGUUAUGAAGCCAUUUAUUGGAAAAGUCAGAUUUCUUGCCAUGAAUGAAGAAGAAUUGCAAACUUUUGUUUAUACAAUGAACUUGUUAAGCGAAGAAGAAAAGAGUCAUAUCUGGCAUGCUUAUAAGACUGGUGUUUAUUCCUUUUAUCCCAGUUACUUCAGUCGAGAAACAAAAACCAGAAGCGGAAUAAAUUAUUGUAACUUGUUCUCGUACGUAAAUCGUGGAGUUCCUUUUAUGGUCGCAAACAGAAAGAUGGAAAAUUACAUAUAUUUUAGCAGCGAAGUAGUUGUGAGGGAAGAUUGUUUUGUCACGGUUCUUCGAUUUCCGGUGAAGCUUGGCAAAAGUUUUCCAAUGUACGUACACGCGUAUAUUAACAAUUUGAAUAACGUAUAUUUUUCGUUUGAAACCGUUUGCAAUCCACGGGGAGUAGCAAAUUUGGAAACGAAGUUUGUAUUUAGAAAAAUAUUCGUCUAUUCGUUUUUUUGCUUACUUUUUCCACGCUGAAAAUGUCCAACCCGAUAUCGAGUUUUCACCUGAACUGAGUUACUUUGUGAGCGACGAAGGAACAGAUGCCAGGAAAUUUGAAGACAAAAUUCUAACCGGUGACAGAAACCUUAUGAAUAAUAUUUACUUUUCGGUUGAUUUAUAUUUUUGAAAUCAUAAGUUUUCCUAGAUAAAAGCGAAAUGUAAACGAAAAUAUAAUGUAAAGUUAAAUUGGAAUAUGAUUAUUUCUUAGUGUAUCGCUGUAAAAUUUUCGAAAAUAUGUGUGUACGUGAAUGGUAAAACGAAUUUAUUGGGAUUACAGGAAACAAAAUUUAAAUUUAAAGUGCUUAUUAAUGUAAUUUUUUUCAGGAAAGUAUAUUGUCAUUAGUUGAGUUGUUUGUAAUUUAAAAUUUAGUAUUUUCAAAUAUAUCAUCAUCAAGAACGUUUAUAAUUGUCAGCAUUUUAAUAAUAAUUUCGUGCGCGAUUUCAUUUUUUAUCGCAGAGAUGUUCGAGAAAGAAAUAUAAUUACAAUCUUACAGUAUUAAUGUUUUAUUUCUUCAUGUUAAUGACGAUAGAAAUAUGAAAAGUUAAGAAGAAUUUUCGUCUAAAUGUAAGAGCUAUUCGAUAUCCACAUUUGAUUACAAAAAAAUUAAACAGUAGCAAUAAAAAAUU